This is a messenger RNA of Coffea eugenioides, 1198 nucleotides long. RefSeq names its product probable calcium-binding protein CML15. The coding region runs from base 476 to 979 and encodes 167 amino acids. The record is from RefSeq and is a predicted model, not a curated record. Gene Ontology annotation, molecular function: calcium ion binding; enzyme regulator activity. Lineage: Eukaryota; Viridiplantae; Streptophyta; Magnoliopsida; Gentianales; Rubiaceae. The transcript has a single exon.
AUCAAUCUUCUUGGAACCAGACAGGUGCUUGUGUUUGCCGUUGGGGGGUCAUGCACAUGUAUCCAGUACCCACAAGAACCAAAGGACAAUUGACAUUUUUCGUAGGUUCAUGGAACUAUGUAAUGUAACUAACAAUUAUUAAUUGACAGAAGGUUCUUGGAACUAUUGAAGUGACCAAAAAGGCACAAAAACUACUGGUACAACUGUGCAAGGAAUCUCAACCCUCCUUUAAAGGCAAAAACAAAUCCACCGACGCGACAUUGCAGAUAACACAAGUACGUACAUAGAAUAGUUUAGACAGCCUCAAACUUCAAAACAAAUAAAACACUUUUUUUUAGGCACCUUGCAGUUUUAGCACCAUAUUCUCUUACAACGUGCCUUCGGCUUCUUCUUCAUCAUUUUCGUGAUCUUGCAUGAAUGAUUAUCCGAUCAUUCCCAUAUUCCAAUCGAACAGUUAAUUUUCUUGUGAAAGAAGAUGAGCUUGCCCAAAAUUGAUCAACUCAAACAGCUUAGAGAAAUAUUUUCAAGAUUUGACAUGGAUUCUGAUGGCAGCCUAACCAUUCUAGAACUCGCAGCAUUGUUAAGAUCUCUGGGGCUAAAACCAUCGGGUGAUCAACUCCAUGUUUUAUUAUCCAACAUGGAUUCAAACGGUAAUGGGACUGUGGAAUUUGAUGAGUUGGUCAAUGCUAUAAUGCCGCACUUGAAUGAAGAGCUGUGGAUAAAUCAAGAUAUGCUUUUGAAGGUUUUCCAUUCGUUUGAUCGUGAUGGGAACGGAUAUAUCACAUUGGCUGAACUUGCAGGAUCAAUGGCCAAAAUGGGACAGCCAUUAACGUACCGCGAGCUGACGGAGAUGAUCCAAGAGGCUGACACAGAUGGAGAUGGAGUCAUUAGCUUUAGUGAAUUCGCUUCCGUCAUGGCCAAAUCUGCUGCAGAUUUUCUGGGCCUUGAUGAUAAUUAUCAGCUAUUAAACGUGGCAUGAUGAAUGUAUCCAUCCAUCUUUCGGUCAAUUUGUACUCGUUGAUGGUUAUUCAUCCACCACACAUGAUUUUCCUUUUUUUUUUUUUUUUUAUGGCUGUGAGAUAAUUGUAUUCAUUUAUCAAGAUGAUAAUUCAUAUACCAUAUAAGAGAGGGUUUAGUCUGUAGGAACCAAAUGUAUAUAUAUGAUCAGGAAGAGUCUUCUGAUGCAACAUCCUUUGCU